AGGCUUUUCUCGAGAAAUCAUGAUGUCCCAAUCAGCAGAUGCAAGGAAAACUUCACUUUAUCACGAGCUUUGCGCUUUGCACGCUCAAUUACAAGAAAUCGGACAAAACAUGGCGUCCUACGAGCCCAGAAUACCCAAGUUGCCUAUCCUCGACUCAGCUGUAGAAUGCGACGCAAAACCUCGCUCCCAGGAAGGAAUACCGGGUCUCAGAAUUCUAAGAGAAGAAAUAAAACGGGACUUGGAUGUACUAGGAAAGUUUCUCGAGGGCACCCAAUCAUCGUCUAGUCCUGCAAUUUCCACCAAUGCACCCUAUCUGAUAGCAGUAUGCCGCGAGGUCUUGGCGGCUCCUCCGCCAUUAAGUUCAAUCUACCGAACAUUUUUUGUGAGCCACGGAGGAAAAUCAAGUACGUCGCGUCGAGCGAAAUCUCAAAAAGUUCCAGGUACGAAAGUCGAUGUAGUUGCCGACAAUGGCCGGCGAUGGAUCAGAGUCAACACCAUAAAGAACUCACGAAUCCUUGCAGAGUUUCGCGAAAUUGACUCAUACUUUACGAGCUCUGAAGAUGACUCUGACGUUUCUAUGGAAAAUAGAAGACCGAGUUUAGCUCAGAAAGAGUUUGACAAUUCCGUUUUACGGAUGGGCAGAGCACUGUUAGCAGCAGCGCGUGAUAACCCCGUCUCUGGCUCGAGCGAUGCACCUCAAGUAACUCUACGUUUGACUCGACUCGAUCCUUCUGAAGUUAACGAAUUUGGAGAAGAAAAUGAUGAACGAAUAGCUAAGACUAUUGCUGCUUUACGCGAGAUGGGUUUGGACGUAGAGCUAGGAGAAAGGGAUGACAUACAAAUCCCAGCAUUGCCGUCUCCAGAACACGUAUUCACUACAACGACUUGCAUCAAUCUUGACCUAUCAGCGCUAAUAGCGCUCGUGUCCGACAUUACGCAUUCUCCACUUCCAAAAUCCAUUGAAGAAGCCAAUGCCCGUUUUAUCCCUUCCUCGCAAUAUCUCGAAUGGAAGAAACAGAGAAUGCAACAUUUAUCGAGUAAAACUUCUUCUGCAGCUGAUAAUGAAGAAAUUUGGGAAGAUUCUGGGCAACACUCUAGAGCCCUGGCCAACCAGGUCAUGCAAGAAAUGAGACAAGGUUUAUUACAGGAAACGUUCGACCGACUUUCUUCGCUGUGCCCCACGCCUGCACUUGAGUUUUGGACGACUCCAGAAGCUCGAGAUCGCUGUCUCCGCAUUAUAUCAAAGAUAGGAGGUCCGCGAGAACGUCAACGUGCCCAUGCAUUAUUCUCGGAUUCUCAGAGGCAGCAUCCGGCGUUAUUCUGGGAGCAUUCCCGGUAUCCCUCGGGAUUUCUUCCACUAUUACCUGUUCGCGUGUUCCCGUCCCUUGAGCCGGACGAAGGCUCCCUGAAAUCUUUCAACAACAUCUCUCUACCACCUUUCUUCACUGUACUUGCUUCCACAAGUAGAGAAGUCCUUUCACAGGAUGUAGCGAUGUAUCCCAGAGCUAUAUCCACAGAGACUGAUCACGACGGCCAAGAAAUACAACGUGCAGCAGUCACGAAGGCAAAUCCGAAGCUCACCGCUCAUACGGUACAAAGUUUGCUGUGGGGAGCAAGUCUUGGGUGGACAACGUUAACGGCUAAUCGGUCUAGUGUGAAAGCGAUACUGAAGGAAUUGAAAACUUCUGCUCCACUUUCUUUUCUCCACGAUCAAGACUCGUCUGGUGGACUCGAUACUGGCAAAAAAAAGGCAGCGAUCUGGAUCGUCGACCCGAGGAGUUUGGCGGAAGGGAUGAGGUCAGACUACAAUUAUUAAAACUGAUUGUCCAUGCAUAUAAUCACUAUACCCUUGUUUCAAAACUUCGCUACAGGGACCGUAAAGACGAUAGCGAAUUUUGUGUGGAUGAACAAGAACGAAUUGUACUGUAGCGUCCCAUGUGUAAAUAUCAAGAUACGACGUGUAAAUAACAAAAAAAAUAGUAAGCCUACAAGCCCAGCGGUUCAUCAAAAAGCAACCUUGAUCAAGACGCAGACACAGCAGAAUCGGGAGGAGAGUUCGUAAUCGUGGGAAUAGUAACGUCAGUAUUUUUAUCUUGAAGGUGGUGCCCUGAGGGCGUUCGUGCAGUUGGGGUCGGUGGUUCGAGCUCAGCAUUAUCUGUCCUGUCAUCCAGAUCCUGCGAUGAUGCCGCCGUUUCUACGGCCGAAAUAAACGACAUGGCCGAACUAGCUCGGGAGUCCGGGGCGGCAUUUGAUUGCUUGAAUGACGAAGGAGGAUAUAAGCCCGCGACGGUCGGUAUUUCGGCGGGCUGCACUGGCGUUUCUGUAGGCGAUGAUGACUCUGGAGCUGACUCUGGGUGGGUUUGUAUAGAGUCAGGCUUAUGUGUGUCAGACACUGACGAAACUGCGGGAUCGUGUCCUUCUUGUUCCGUCGGGGUCUCUGCAUUGGAUUGAUGCUCUGUAGUGCCGGCAGAUGAUGGACUGUGGCUGUCCGAUGCCGGGGACUCCCCAGAAUGGCUUUCAGAAGGACUCGCAUCUGUUUGCAGGGGACCGGGCGUCGACGUGCUGUCGAAAGCGGGCGGUGGCUGCAUGUCAAGUCUUGACGCUGAGAACGCUACCGCAUCGGGACCAUAUGGCAUACCAAAGCGUCCAAAUGUGUCUCUUGAAGUGAUGAGCUUAAUUUGUUCAGCUGUGAGGCCCCCUUUUGGAAUCUGAAACUCUGAACGCGUCACGGUGUGGGUAAGUGGCGCAGAGAUGGAGUCGAGGGAUAUCGUGGACGGUGAAUUCAUGUGGUUCCUUGAACGCGAACGCGUAAGGGCCCGGAAGGCAGAAGGAGUAGCUGAUAUCGACCCGGACGCUGAAUGGGAUGUACCAUGCGACGCCGUGCGGCCGUGCGUACUCUGAGCCGUUGACACAGCCGACAGGUUACGACUGUGCGUAGGAUCAUUACGCGGGGCGCUGCCUUGUUGAGCUGGAGGUUGUGCCCGGGAUGUAAAGACACUGAAGAAACCCGAUAGCCUUGACUGCCUUGGGCGUUGACUUGCAUCCGCGGGAGGUGAUGAAGUAGCAUCAUUUUGUGGUAAAUUUGAAGUCCCACUGCCUCCGACUGCGGACCGUUGGGGGUCGUUUCCAUCAAAUGCAACAACCUCAAAGUAUGGGGGUGCCUCCCCUCUCGGAUCCUCCAGAGUUUGCUGCUGAUGAGGCGGCAACAACGAUGUACUACUUUCUUGGGAAUUAUUCGUCGAGUCCAUGCUUCGCACAUCCACGCUUCUCCUCAGUGGCAUAUCUCUCGAAGCGGUAGACAUGAGAUGUGCCAUUGAAGGGUUAGCUAGAGUGUCGUUAGAUUCAGCUCUGUCGAGAGGUAUGUCGUGAUGUAUGUCGUCGUGCGGAACGGGUGAAUAGAGCGAAAGUUGCGAAGGACCUCUAUCUAAAGAUUCUUCGCCAUGCUCGUCGAGGACAGGCAUAGCCAUUGCUGCAUCCUCCAUAUCUGAACGUCCCC
Molecule: messenger RNA, 3496 nt
Organism: Serpula lacrymans var. lacrymans S7.9
Lineage: Eukaryota; Fungi; Basidiomycota; Agaricomycetes; Boletales; Serpulaceae
Exons: 3
Coding region: 20-1816 (598 amino acids)
Source: RefSeq, a predicted model, not a curated record